Molecule: messenger RNA, 1821 nt
Organism: Scomber scombrus (Atlantic mackerel)
Lineage: Eukaryota; Metazoa; Chordata; Actinopteri; Scombriformes; Scombridae
Product: interferon-induced GTP-binding protein Mx-like
Exons: 11
Coding region: 1-1821 (606 amino acids)
Biological process (GO): defense response to virus
Cellular component (GO): microtubule; nucleus; cytoplasm
Molecular function (GO): microtubule binding; GTPase activity; GTP binding
Source: RefSeq, a predicted model, not a curated record
AUGAACUCUCUGAACCAACAGUAUGAGGAGAAGGUGCGUCCCUGCAUUGACCUCAUUGACUCUCUUCGUUCUCUGGGUGUAGAGAAGGACUUGGCACUGCCCGCUAUCGCGGUGAUUGGAGACCAAAGUUCGGGGAAGAGCUCUGUGUUAGAGGCGCUGUCAGGGGUGGCUCUGCCAAGAGGAAGUGGCAUUGUGACAAGAUGUCCUCUCGAACUGAAGAUGAAAAGAAUGAAAGAGGGAGAGGAGUGGUAUGGAAAGAUAAGCUACCAGGAUCAGGAGGAAGAGAUAGAAGACCCUGCAGACGUGGAGAAAAAGAUUCGCGAAGCCCAGGAUGAAAUGGCCGGAGUCGGAGUUGGGAUCAGUGAUGACCUCAUCAGUCUGGAGAUCGCCUCUCCUGAUGUUCCAGACCUGACCCUCAUUGACCUGCCCGGCAUCGCCAGAGUGGCUGUAAAGGGACAACCAGAGAACAUUGGAGAUCAGAUAAAGAGACUGAUCCAGAAGUUCAUCACAAAACAAGAGACCAUGAACUUGGUGGUUGUUCCAUGCAACGUGGACAUAGCAAACACAGAGGCUUUGAAGAUGGCCCAGUUAGUGGAUCCUGAUGGAGAGAGGACUUUGGGUAUCUUGACCAAACCUGAUCUGGUGGACAAAGGCACAGAAGACACAGUGAUUGAUAUUACCCAUAAUGAGAUCAUCCACCUGAAGAAGGGCUACAUGAUCGUCAAGUGCAGAGGUCAGACGGAGAUUGCAGAGAAGGUGUUUCUUACUGAAGCAAUAGAAAGAGAGAAAGCCUACUUCAAAGAUCACGUGUAUUUCCACACUCUUUACAAUGACGGUCUUGCCACUGUUCCUAAACUGGCUGAGAAACUCACCCUGGAGACUCACCUUCCUUAUAGAUGUGAGUUCCCUCACUUUUACUUGGCUACAAAGACAAAAAACACCUGUAAACAACAGUUUUUGUUUUCUAAUGGGCUCCAGAAAAUGUCAGCUUUCAAUCAGGAUGCCCUCAGUCUGACUACAGGUGAGGAACUCAAGUGUGGAGUAAGGAUCAAUGUCUUUUCUACACUCAGAAGAGAGUUUGGGAAGUGGAACACCCAACUAGAGCAAUCAGGAGCAACAUUUAAUGACAGAAUUGAGACAGAGGUGGAAGAAUAUGAAGAGACAUACCGUGGAAGAGAACUGCCAGGCUUCAUCAACUACAAGACCUUUGAGCUCAUGGUCAAAGAGCAGAUUAAACAGCUGGAAGAACCAGCUGUCAAGAAACUCAAAGAUAUUGGAGAUGCUGUUAGGAAAGCAUUCAUACACCUGGCCCAAAGUAACUUCACUGGAUUUCCCAACCUUCUGAAAACAGCCAAGGCAAACAUUGAAGCCAUUAAGCAAGAAAAGGAGUCCAUAGCAGAGUCCACACUGAGAACUCAGUUCAAGAUGGAGCUGAUUGUUUACUCUCAGGACAGGACCUACAGCAGCAGUUUGAGUGAGGAGAAGAGGAGAGAAGACGAGGAAGAGGAAGAGGAGGAAGAGUAUAAUGAAAUCAAAAUCUUAGAUUACCAUGCCACACUGCAGCAGCUGAAGUUGCAUCUUAAAUCCUAUUACAAAAUUGCCAGUCAACGUCUGGCUGACCAGAUCCCACUUGUGAUCCGGUACCAGAUGUUGCAAGAGUCUGCUGUCCAGCUGCAGAGAGAGAUGCUGCAGGUGCUUCAGGACAAGGAGAAUAUGGAGUUUUUGCUGAAGGAGGAUUAUGACAUUGGCCACGAAAGGGCUGCUUUGCAGAGUCGCCUGGAGCGUCUCCAGAAGGCUCGUGCAUACCUGGUGGAGUUCUAG